Rhododendron vialii is the source of this 1791-nucleotide messenger RNA. RefSeq names its product xyloglucan galactosyltransferase XLT2-like. The record is from RefSeq and is a predicted model, not a curated record. Lineage: Eukaryota; Viridiplantae; Streptophyta; Magnoliopsida; Ericales; Ericaceae. Bases 1 to 1791 code for a protein of 596 amino acids. Gene Ontology annotation, biological process: xyloglucan biosynthetic process. The transcript has a single exon. Gene Ontology annotation, molecular function: galactosyltransferase activity.
AUGUUGCUUCCAAUUUUCGGCCACCAGUCGGAACCAGAAGGCCCUACAAAGGGCCACAAGAAAUCCCGAAACCUUAAAACCAGAAUACAAUCAUUCCUAUCCAACCUUACUCCAAUCCGUCGAACUCUAGUCUUCGUAGUAAUCCUUUUCCAUGUGUUCCUCCUCUGGUACUCCCUAUCUCUAUUCCCUCGAGCACCGACGAAAUUCCAAGCCGGAGAAUCUAGGAUAGUAGUAAAUAUCCCGUCGAAAACUUACGGCCGCUUACCAAAUAAAGGCAAAUCAAAUAUCCCAUCAAAAACUUACGGCAGCUUGCCAAACAAAGGCGUAUCAAAUGUCUCACCGGCAACUCAUCAUGGCAGCUUGACAAAAAAAGGCGUAUUAAACAUCUCACCGGAAACUCACGGAAGCUUGGCAAAGGAAGGCGUGUCAAAUAUCUCCUCGACAACUCACGGCAGCUUGUCAAACAAAGGCGUAUUAAAUACCUCACCGGAAACUCACGGCGGCUUGGGAAAGGAAGGCGUGUUAAAUAUCUCCUCGACAACCUAUGGCAGCUUGCCAAACAAAGGCUGUGAUUCUGGUAGGGUUUACGUCUACGAUCUUCCCACGAUGUUCAACUACGAUAUCAUGAACAAUUGCACCGAAAUAGAGCCGCGGGCCGACAAAUGUGACAAGAAUUUGAACGACGGUCUCGGACCAGUGGCGAGAGAGUUUGCCGGAAUGCUACCGGAGAGUAUUAUCCCUGCGUUUUACUGGACGGACAUGUAUUGGGGCGAGGUGAUAUUCCACAAUCGGAUGCUGAAUCACAAGUGCCGAACGCUAGAGCCGGAAUCCGCUACGGCGUUCUACAUACCUUUUUAUGCUGGGCUCCGUCUGAGAAAAUACUUGUUUGACAAUCACACCGCAGGAGAGCGCGAUUGGCAUCCUGAGAUGCUGGUCAAGUGGCUCCAGGAACAGAAAUGGUGGAAGAGAUCCAACGGCUCCGACCAUUUCAUCAUGUUUGGACGGAUGACAUGGGAUUUCCGGCGGAGGGGAGGCGGUGACGCCGACUGGGGGACCAGAUUCCUCCUCAUGCCGGCGAUGCAGAACGUCAUCCGUGUAUCCGUCGAGCGUAGCAUUUGGGACGACCUAGAAAUCGCUGUACCCUACCCGUCAAUAUUCCACCCUAGGUCAGAAUCCGAUAUCAUAGAAUUGCAAGAGUUCGUCAGGAGCCACCGCCGGAACCACCUUUUCACCUUCGUCGGCGGCGGUCGGUCUAAGAUCAAGAACGAUUUCCGAGCGGUUUUAAAGAGCAAGUGCCUCAACGAGUCAAGCGUGUGCCGCCACGUCGACUGCUCCUUGAACAACUGCGUCGACGGGAAGACAGAGGUCAUGGCGGCGUUCCUCGAUUCCGAUUUCUGUCUCCAGCCGAAGGGGGACGGGCUGACGAGGCGGUCGGUUUUCGACUGCAUGGUCGCCGGAUCGAUCCCGGUUUUCUUCUGGAGAGGGACGGCUUACUUGCAGUACGAGUUCUCAAUCAUGCCAGAUGAACCGGAGAGUUACUCGGUUUUUAUAGACCACGGCGACGUGCGUAACGGAACGGAUAUAAGGAGAGUGUUAGAAAGUUAUGGGAGGGAGGAAAUCGAAAGGAUGAGAGAGAAAGUGAUAGAGUAUAUACCGAGAUUUAUGUAUGCAAGACCGAGUCGGGGGCUGGAAAAAACAAGAGAUGCUUUUGAUAUUGCUAUUGAUGGGGUGUUGAGAAAAUACAAGGAUCACAUGGAGAGUGGUAGUAGGAUUGGAACGAAAUAUGAGUGA